Messenger RNA from Penicillium brasilianum, 687 nucleotides. Lineage: Eukaryota; Fungi; Ascomycota; Eurotiomycetes; Eurotiales; Aspergillaceae. The record is from the annotation of a GenBank genome assembly.
AUGUUUUACUCGAUAGUGAUUCGCUCGCUGACUUUCCCUAUUACCACCUUCGCAUUCCCUCGAGACACAGCAAUCGAUAAGCAAGUCCAGCCUACUCAUGUUGUAACGGCAGAACCACCGGGCAUCACUGAGGAAGGAUCCCUUCGGUGCUUUGAUGGAGCUACUGUCCUGCAUACAACAGAUUGUACGAUGGGCACACCAGUCUCCUUCUGCUACAAGCCUCAGUCACCGAUCACCUGUGACCAAGGAUAUUUCCCUUCAGUGUGGCAUCCCGAUCACUGUAUGCAGGAGUCGACUUGCUUCCCUACAGAUGCAGACUGGAUCACCACCGAAUGCUCCAACGGUGCGUUGCCCAUCUCGACUGAAACACUAUACAGUGGAAAAUUGGUCGGAGGAGAUGACGCCAUGAUAACUUCUGUCGCUUGUUCGUGCCCAUCGGAUCAAUGGCAUAGCGUUACUACCAUGGACGGGGCUUCUAGCUUCGAGACGUACUGUAUGCCUACCCGAUCAUGUCCACCUGGUAUGACAACGUCUUUGAGCAUUAAUGAGUACUGCGCAACUACUUCGGCAGCCAUUUGCUCAGAUUUACCAGCCCAGGCAGAUCGUUGUGAAUGCGUGGGCCAGGAAAUGACACCUCGAUAUCCUGAGGGUCCCGGUGCGACUGCUACUGGGUGUGAUAGCACUUAG